GCGCUUUAUUGCAUCAAGUUGAAUGCGUUUGACUGAACAGCGAUCAGAGAUUCCCACAUCAACUCAUCGAGGGUCAGCGCAGGACAGCCGAUCAGUAUCAGAAUGGCAGAUAACGAGAACAAAGUUGGGAUGGACACAGAGACAUCACAGUCUAGCCAGGAGCAACAGAGUGUAGUAUCCAGAGUAGGUAAUCUGCCGCUCGUGAGUUCAGCAUGUGGUGUGGUGUAUAAUGCCUACAGCACUACUAAAGACAGUGUGCCACUCCUGAAAGGUGUAAUGGAGGUGGCAGAGAGUGGGGUGCGCACUCUAGGUGCUGCUGCUACAACAGGUUCCAAACCCAUACUAGACCGGCUGGAACCGCAGAUCUCUGUGGUAAAUGAAUAUGCCAUGAGAGGGCUGGACAAGGUAGAAGAAAAACUUCCCAUUUUACAACAACCAGCAGACAAGUUGGUUUCAGACACUGUGGGCAUGGUGUACCAGUCUGUAUCAGGAGCAAAGGAUGCUGUGAUGGGGGCUAUGUGGGGGGGUGUGGAGAAGACACGUAUGGCCGUGACUGGAGGCAUAAACACCGUCAUGGGGUCCCGUGUGGGUCAGAUGGUCAGUAAUGGAGUAAAUAAGGCUCUCACCCAUUCUGAAGACUGGGUGGACCAAAACCUUCCACUCAGUGAGAAGGAACUUGCUGCCCUGGCUGAACCAAGACCUGGUGAAGAGGAAGGGUUCAUUGUAACUUCUAACCCCAGCUACUUUGUCCGCCUGGGUAAGUUGUCUGCCAAUGUUCGGGAGAGGGCACUUGAGCAAUCCCUCAUUAGGGCCCACAAAGCCAGAGAUGCCACACAUGUGGCUGUGACUCAAAUCACCAGCACUUUAGACUUGCUUGAAACUGCCCGGGCUACCUUAGCCAGUGCCAACCAGCAGCUAGGAGGCGCUCCAGAGCACUUAAUUCAGCGAUGGAAAGAAUGGAAGGAAGGGCAACCCAAGGAACUGGAGGAAGAAGGAACAAGGGAGGAAGAGGUGGAUAUUGCACAAGACCAGGGAGAGCAGCUGGAGGGGAGAACCCUGUCAAUGGUUCGAGGUCUAAGUGACCAGCUGAAGGUAGCGUGUUCAGGGGUUGUGUCCAGUGUACAGGGGCUCCCAGGCACUGUGCAGGAACAGCUUCUCAAUGCUCGACAUACAGCUGAAGAACUCCAGGUAUCUCUGGCCAGCACCAGAACACUCACUCCUUUCCUCCUACAGCAGACACGCCAGCAGAUAACCCAGGUACGACAAUCUUUGGAUGGAGUCGUAGAGUAUCUCCUUCAUAACACGCCACUCAAUUGGUUGGUUGGGCCUUUUGCACCUCAGAUAACAGAGAAAGGGGAAUCUGAAAAUGGCACACAGCCUAAAUAAAAGUCAUGUUGUGAUGAAAGAGAUUAAUAUAUGCUGCAAAUGGUCAUAUUGUAAUUAUCUCCAUUUCAAAAGGCACAUAAAAACUUUCUAUUUAAUGCACAUAAAAAUACAAAUUAUUAGUUCAUCAAUGUCAGUAUUUUAAACCUAGAGUAUUGGAUGUGCUGAUGCACUAAUACAUGUCUAUCGAAGAUGACUUAACUGAAUGAAAGAAAACACAGUACUUCAUUAUCCCUGAUUUUGUACUGAAUGAUUUUUUUUUUUUUAUCAUAAAAAGUUAUGAGAUUGCUUGUGUUUGCCUAAAUUGCUAAAUAAAAUGCAGAAAUAAAAUAAGUUUG
Xyrauchen texanus (razorback sucker) is the source of this 1721-nucleotide messenger RNA. It is a transcript of the gene plin3, whose product is annotated as perilipin 3. Lineage: Eukaryota; Metazoa; Chordata; Actinopteri; Cypriniformes; Catostomidae. The coding region runs from base 103 to 1386 and encodes 427 amino acids. The record is from RefSeq and is a predicted model, not a curated record. Gene Ontology annotation, biological process: lipid storage; positive regulation of triglyceride storage. Gene Ontology annotation, cellular component: cytosol; lipid droplet. The transcript has 8 exons.